CUGCUAGUGGCAAUGGACGCGAAGAUAUCCCGACGUCUCUUUCCGAUAGUCACCGCCGCCUGCUUUCUACUGCUCACCGGUACUGCACGAUGUGAAGACGAAUGGCAAAGGUAUGAUGGCUGGUACAACAACAGAGCCCAUCCACCGUGGGGAUCGCUAAGCUCACCACUGAUACGCAAAGCAGAGCCGCAGUUUGCAGACGGAGUUUAUAAGAUGGUCAUGGAGAAUCGUCCGAACCCACGAAUUAUCAGCCAAGUCGUGAUGUCGGGCGAUGACGGCAUGCCUUCGUACCUCAAUAGGACUGCUUUUCUAGCGUUUUUCGGCCAAUACGUGUCAUUUGAGAGCCUCAUGACAAGCACCAUGCAUAUGGCGUCGUGCCCAAUAGAGAUUAAGGAAAUUCCACCGAUGAAGUGCAAGCACGAAGCUGAGCCUCACUGUAAGGACGACACGGGCACGCCAUUCCUGCGAGCUCCGUAUGCGCAUAUGUCUGGACAAGCUCCAAAUCGACCACGGGAGAUGGUGAACAAGGUGACGGGCUGGAUCGACGGUAGCGUCAUCUACAGCGUGUCGGAGGCGUGGGUCAGCGUGCUACGUGGCUUCAGUGACGGAAAGCUCGCUCAUGAGAACACAAACCGCGGUCCGCUGCCGCUCUACAACACGGAGCGAAUUCCGCUCGCCAACCCGCCGACACCGCACAUGCACAAAGUCAUGCCGCUCGAGCGCAUGUUUGCUAUGGGCGACAGCCGUCUUAACCAGCAUCCAGCAACUCUAGUCUUUGGACUGCUAUUCUUUCGCUGGCACAACUACCUGGCAGAACGCAUCAAACGGCAACAUCCGAGUUGGACUGACAAUGACAUCUUUAAUAGGGCCCGUCGUUUCAACAUAGCGACACUACAAAAAAUCAUUAUUUAUGAUUAUCUACCGUCGUUUAUUAAUGAAGAACUGCUUCCAUAUAAAGGCUAUGAUCCAGAUAUUCAUCCUGGAACAACACACGUAUUUGAGGCUGCCGCAUUUCGCUAUGGGCACACACAGAUCCCGCCGGGCAUGUACAUCGCGUAUUACGAAGGCAACCGAUGUCACUUUAGAAAGACGGAUAAAGGCUAUCCGGCCGAGCGGCUGUGCAAUACGUGGUGGGAGGCGCAGAAAUACGUGCAGAAAUACGGCAUCGAUGAGAUCAUUUUAGGAAUGACGUCGCAGAUUGCGGAAAGGGAAGAUGCCACUGUCAUCAGCGAUCUGAGAGAGAACUUGUUCGGUCCUCUCGAGUAUUCGCCGCAAGAUCUGGGGGCGUUAAAUAUCAUGCGCGGACGCGACAACGGUAUCCCCGAUUACAAUACCGUGCGAGAGAUGUUCGACCUAGAUCGAGUAGUAGCCUGGAAUCAGAUCAACCCUACAAUGUACCACAGAGACGGCUCAGACGUCAACACAAAAGUGAAGCAAAUAGCUGAGCUCUAUGACAACGACAUCAACAACUUGGAUUUAUUUCCUGUUGGAAUGUUAGAGUCGACCCCUUACGGACCUGGUCCGACCUUCAAAGCGAUUAUCAAGGAUCAUUUUAAGCGACUGAGAGAUUCGGAUAGGUUUUGGUUCGAAAAUACCGAGAACGAAUUAUUUACCGCAGAGGAGAUCGCCGAAAUCAAAUCUUUUACAUUGUAUGACAUCAUCACGAAGGUUACCAAUAUCACAACGUCUCAGAUACAAAAAGAUGUUUUCUUCCUCGCUGACGAUGCCCCCUGCCGGCAAGAACAUCAGUUAAAGAGCAGCUGGUUGAAUCCGUGCUCAGACAGAAGUCGUUACGAUUUCUUUAGCGGUAGCGAGAUGACUUACAUUAUUACGUUCAUCUGCGCCGGACUAAUACCAGUUGUGUGCAUUGCUAUCGGGUUUAUAACGGUGCGCAUACGACAAUACAAGAGGAACCGCGCUGAGACGAAGGGACAGGGCGAGUUGAAGUCCGGUCUGCGAUCUGUUGCAGCGGCACCGUGGCCUCUUGACAUGGUCAAGGUAGAUAAAGGCAUACUUGCAUACGAGCGCGUGCAAGAGAACGAAUUGCGCAAAGUGCAGAUUAAGCUGGGACCGGACGUGCCCAAGAUCCGCGUGCUCGGCCGGACGGCGCAGGUGCUGCGAGAGUUUGACGUCAAGGUCAUGCGACAGGUCGUGCUAGAAAUAUCGGACGACAUCCGCAACCCACCGAUCAUACUCAUCGCUAACCCGUGCGAAUACGACUUGAUCCUUCAGUUUGAUAGCAUAGAUCAACGCCAUAAUUUUGUAACCCAGCUAGAAGCAAUGAUGAAGAAGAACAGAGUGCCUUUAAUUAAGAUUAGUCUCAACUCCAAGAAGAUUUACUACGCAGCAAAGACGAAAGCCCAGCGGCAAAAACAUCUGAACAGAUUUUUCAAAUCAGUCUUUGAUCAGGCGUUCUGUCUUGUGCAAGGGCGCGUCGUCAAGGGAACGUCUGCACGAGAGGUCAUAAUGACAGAGUUGACAAAGGCUGAGUUUGCUGAGGCGUUGGGUCUGAAGCCAGAAUCCUCUUUCAUGGAUCACAUGUUCAAUGUCGUCGAUAAGGACCACAACGGAUUGAUAUCCUUCCGAGAGUUUCUCGAUAUGAUACUUCUCUUCUCAAAAGGAACACUGGACGACAAGACCAGGAUCAUGUUCGAUAUGUAUGACAUAGAUAACAGCGGUUAUCUCGAUAGAGAAGAGUUCUCUAUGAUGCUAAGGUCGUUGGCAGAAAUCUCACGAGCCGAAAUAAAGGCAGAAGAGAUAGACAAACUGCUACUCUCCAUAUUCGCUAGCUGCGGCUUUCAGGAUAAAGAGGAGCUCACCUAUGAAGACUUCAACUAUUUGCUACAGAACUAUAGGGACGAACUUCUGGGCACUGGCACGGACAGUGAGCGAGUUGCUGCGAUUGGUCGGACUCUCAGCACAGCGAGCGAUAGUUCGAGUGCGAUUCGCGAGGAUCUGACACCGCGGUCGUGGAUGACGAUGAAGCUCAGUCAGCUGUCCGAAUACAUGGAAGACCACCACCUGCAAAUAUUUUACCUCGUCAUUUUUUAUCUGAUUGUAAUCGGCCUGUUCAUCGAACGAGCCGCCCACUACGCCUACGAAAAUGAACACAACGGUCUGAGGAAGGUCAUGGGCUUCGGAAUCAGCAUCACCAGUGGUGCAGGCGCUGUAAUGUCGUUUUCGUUCGCCAUGAUCUUACUAACGUCGUGUCGAAACACCAUCGAAAGGCUGAAGCAGACGGUGCUAGAGAAAUACGUUCCGUUUGAGUCUGCCAUCGACUUUCACCGAACAUGCGCCUGGACAGCCCUCGCGUUUACUGUUAUUCAUUGUAUCGGACAUGCCAUCAACUUCUACGCCGUGUCAACGCAGCCGAUUCACUACCUGAAGUGCAUCUUCUCGGAGCUGCACUUCGAAUCAGAAGCCAUGCCGAAAUUUGACUACUGGUUCUACAAAACCGUUCCAGGAAUCACUGGUGUGUUGCUCUAUAUCAUCAUGUGUAUCAUGUACACGUACGCCUCGCGUACGGCACGCAGACAUCUGUUCAACUCGUUUUGGGUCACCCAUCAUCUGUACAUCGUGCUGUACGCCCUGAUCAUCAUUCACAGUUCUGCGCGGUUGACACAGGAGCCGCGGUUCUUCUAUUUCUUCGUUGGCCCGGCGAUUCUGUUUGUUUUCGACAAGCUAACAAAUGUUAGGCGACAAAUGAUGGAAAUUCCAUUAUUGAAAGCCGAAGUGCUUCCAUCGGACGUAACACAUCUUAUAUUUCACCGACCAAGGAACUUUGACUAUCAUUCUGGUCAGUGGGUACGAAUUGCAUGUUCUUCGUACGCUCCGAGCGAGUACCACCCAUUCACACUCACGUCCGCUCCAUACGAGGACACCUUGUCCGUACACGUGCGUGCCGUGGGACCGUGGACGUGGAAGCUACGGGAGGUGUUCGACCCCACAAACAUCGGCAGAGGACCCUAUCCAACUCUCUAUAUCGAUGGUCCGUACGGAGAGGGUACACAAGACUGGGACAAAUAUGAAGUGACCAUCUUGAUAGGUGGCGGUAAUGGCGUCAUACCUUUCGUCUCGGUGCUAAAGGAUCUUGCCGAAAGAACCAGCCAGAAUAUCGGCGUCGCCUGUAAAAAGGUGUACUUCAUCUGGAUAGCGCAAAGCCAUCGUCAGUUCGAGUGGUUAAUAGACAUGCUGCGAGAAAUCGAAGACGUCGACAAACAGAACAUCAUAAAGCUUCGAAUCUUCAUCACCGAGUUUGUGCAGAACUUUGACAUCCGCACUAGCAUGUUGUACAUCUGCGAGAAGCAUUUCCAGCGUUUCUCCAGUCGCAGCAUGUUUACUGGUCUACGUGGAUUUACACAUUUCGGAAGGCCAAACUUCUCCGCUUUGUUCUCCAGCAUACAAAGGACGCACCUAAUGGUACCGAAAGUCGGUGUGUUUAGCUGUGGGCCGAGCUCUCUUAAUAACAGCGUGGCGAAAACGUGUGACACACUUAAUCGCAUGGGCAGAAUACCCUAUCUCAUUCACCAAUACGAGAAGCUUGGCUAGCCAGCUGUCGCAGAGCCCGUACGGACAACGGUAUAGAGUGCUUGCAAAAUCGAGCUGUAGCCUGAUACGUUAUCAAUGCCGAGUGUAUACUAUUGUAGAAUAAUUAGAGAGUUCGGGUAAAUAUGCAUGCACUGCAACUGUGUACGUAAAGCGCUUUUAAUCUAACCUGGCUAGCGUAGAAAUGUAAUUAGGUAAAAGUGCGUUUAAAUAUCAUUUCAACGAGAGUAACCGGCCGUUAAAUAGGAAACAUGCAUCACUGCAGACGACAUGUAACAGUAAACGUUUUCGGCAAUAUAUAUAUAUAUAUAUAUAUAUAUUAUUAUAUAUAUAUAUAUAUAUAUAUAUAUGUAGAACAAUCAUUGUGUUAGCUAGCCAAUCACGAAGGCACACUUCCCGAUCGAUCUAUAACUGAAACAUGACGUCAAAACAAAUCGAAGAUCAUUACGCCAAUAAAGUGUGAUCAAGAAAUUCCUAGUUCGUACGCGCUAGCUUUUAUUUUUGUCUUGGUACACACAUACUAAUUUAACACGUCGGUGCCCACAUUGAGAGUUUACCGAAACAUGCAUUUUCGUGAGGACCAACUUUAUACUUGGCGUCGGUUCCCUUAAACAGACUUGAAAAGGUCGGCAUACGUUACAGAAUUUAACCUUGGUGGCGGAAUCGAAUUAAACGUUUACGAAAUUACCCUGCCUCCUCGAUACCAUGAACCUAUUUAGUAUAGUAUCAAACGUGCUCAAAAACGUUUCAUUUAUCACUCUGCGAAAUCUAAAAUGUUACAUUUCAUUAAUGCAUGAAUAUUGCUUGAGGUAAGAUUCUGUGAAUGGUCAUAUAGGUAAUAAUCUGCUAGGGUUUCAUUUGCGCUGGCGAGUUAUGCUGUCGUUCAUUCAGUGUAUAUUUGGGUGGAUCCUAAUAUCACUUUUAUAAAUUUUUGACAGAUUAUUCUCGCCCAGACUGUAAAUAGAUAACAUUUACAUUAUUUAAUAGUGUAAAUAGACGAUAUCUAUAUAUCGAUAUCGAAUAUCUCUAUCUGGUGAUGACCUGUGCUGAAAGAGUGUCAAGUCGUUCCUAGUUGUCUGAAAUCUAGGCAGAGGUGAUGUGCACUUACCGUAAGUGCUAGGUCAGGAUCGAUGAAAUGCCAGAAGACAUUGCACGCAAUCAUUAUUUAAGUGCCAUACAAACUGCAAAAUUUGAUCAUACAUCAAACUAGUCAUAGCCAGGCUCAGCCCAGGUACGCGGGACAGUUUAGCACGCAUUGAACCGAGUCUGGUAGGCUCACUCAUGUAGGCUGACUUAGUCCGAGCCAGGUCGUAUUUGUUCCCGGAAAACGUGUACAGACUGCGAAAAUUGAGUCUUGGCCAUUAGUUUAAUGUAAGAUCAAAUUUGCAGUGUGUGCGGAGCCCAAUGUGUGUGUUGCCGUUGCUGUUGUAAUUGUUAUUGUACAAUCGUAUUUGUUAUUUUACAAUAAAUAAAUGUUUGCAAUAUCAA
Priapulus caudatus is the source of this 6033-nucleotide messenger RNA. Its product is annotated as dual oxidase-like. Bases 13 to 4548 code for a protein of 1511 amino acids. The transcript is spliced from 29 exons. Gene Ontology annotation, cellular component: plasma membrane; NADPH oxidase complex. Gene Ontology annotation, molecular function: calcium ion binding; superoxide-generating NAD(P)H oxidase activity; peroxidase activity. Lineage: Eukaryota; Metazoa; Priapulida; Priapulimorpha; Priapulimorphida; Priapulidae. The record is from RefSeq and is a predicted model, not a curated record. Gene Ontology annotation, biological process: response to oxidative stress; superoxide anion generation; defense response.